Messenger RNA from Cercocebus atys (sooty mangabey), 884 nucleotides. RefSeq names its product heat shock 10kDa protein 1 (gene HSPE1). Lineage: Eukaryota; Metazoa; Chordata; Mammalia; Primates; Cercopithecidae. The record is from RefSeq and is a predicted model, not a curated record. Bases 446 to 754 code for a protein of 102 amino acids. The transcript is spliced from 4 exons. Gene Ontology annotation, molecular function: metal ion binding; ATP binding; protein folding chaperone. Gene Ontology annotation, cellular component: mitochondrial matrix.
CCUACCCGCGCAGGGUGUGCUAGCGCGCUCAGCCCUCUCCCGCCGGCUUAGGCUAGUUCCCGGGCCGCGCUCAGUUCCAGAACUUUCCGGAAAGUGCCGCGCUCCCUACGGGUCAAGGGUAAAAUCGCGUCAUUUCCGGGAGGGGACGAAGGGGUAGUUCUUUCACCUCGGCUGGGCGCCUAGAAAAGCCUAGAAACAGCUCCUCUUUUCUUCCGCCUCCGAGUCUUCGCGUCAGCGGCCUGCGCAGGGCCCUUGGGGCGAAUCGCGGCGCGCGUCGGGGCGACCGCCCUUUCUCGCGGGGAGGGGCGAGGGGGCUAGCGGCGGGGGUUGGGGCGAGCGCGCCUGCGCGCUGGGCGGGUUUUUCACGUGUCGCUAGGGCUGCACCGCGAGUCUCUCCUUGCGGCGCUACACUACAGCAGAGUACGAGUCUGAGGCGGAGGGAGUCAUGGCAGGACAAGCGUUUAGAAAGUUUCUUCCACUCUUUGACCGAGUAUUGGUUGAAAGGAGUGCUGCUGAAACUGUAACCAAAGGAGGCAUUAUGCUUCCAGAAAAAUCUCAAGGAAAAGUAUUGCAAGCAACAGUAGUCGCUGUUGGAUCGGGUUCUAAAGGAAAGGGUGGAGAGAUUCAACCGGUUAGCGUGAAAGUUGGAGAUAAAGUUCUUCUGCCAGAGUAUGGAGGCACCAAAGUAGUUCUAGAUGACAAGGAUUAUUUCCUAUUUAGAGAUGGUGACAUUCUUGGAAAGUACCUAGACUGAAAUAAAUCACUAUUGAAAUGGCAUCAACAUGAAGCUGCCCAUUCCACUGAAGUUCUGAAAUCUUUCAUCAUGUAAAUAAUUUCCAUAGUUCUCUUUUAUAAUAAACUAAUGACAUCCAGUGUCUCCAAAA